Rotaria sp. Silwood1 is the source of this 2352-nucleotide messenger RNA. The record is from the annotation of a GenBank genome assembly. NCBI's taxonomy places the organism in Eukaryota, Metazoa, Rotifera, Eurotatoria, Philodinida, Philodinidae.
AUGAAUAGAAGAUUCAGAUGUGGUCGUUUGGCUUUAACUAGAGAUGGUAUUAUAAAAAAAAUUGAACUUGAAGAUGGUGGUGGCAGUCGUUUUUGUAAAUGGGAUCCAAUUGAUAUUGAUUUCGAAACUAUUCAUCGUAAUCUUAUUGAAAUUUUUAAAUUAGGAGAAUAUAAAUUAAAAACAUCAUUAUAUGAUUUUCGACGUAAUCCAUUAGAUAUUAAUCAAUAUAAUACAUUUUUCGAAUAUGUUAAUAAAAAUGGACUUAAUUGUUCUAGUACUAUAAUAUAUCUUUGUACUCAUCAAGCUGAUGAUAAUGAUAAUCAACCAAUAAUGUUAAAUAAAAAGAAAGAAACAUUUUCUGCAAAUUUAUCAUCAUCAAUGUCAAAUUCAUUAAUAUUACAACAAAAAAAAUCUAUUUUAACAGAAACUACAUCUUUAAUAACAUCUAUGGAUAAUAAAUAUGUUAAUAAAUUUCAAAAUGAAUGUAAUCAAAAACAACAAAUAAAUCAAUUAUCUACAUAUUCAUUUGAAAAAUCUAUUAAUGAUUUAAUUGAUACUAUUCGAAAUUUGAUUAAUCAAAAUGCUUUUGAUUUAGUUUUAAUAGAAUUAUUUAAGCAUAUUUGUAUGAUUAAAGGGUAUGUUUGUUCAAUUAUUAAUACAUUAAAUCAAAAAAUAGAUCACAUUAUUCAAAAUUAUCAAUUAAUAAAUCAAUCAGAAAUAAAAUUAUAUUCAAAAACUUUAAAUGAAAUUUCUAAUAUUUGUCAAUCAGUGGAAAUAUUAAUUAAUUUAAAUAAGAAAAAAUUCGAUCAUAUUCAACAAUUUCCAAUAAUUAUUAAUUUAUUCUUUGAAUUUUAUGAAAACUUAAAGAUUUUAUACAAUAAUUGGUUUGAGCAUGUUGAAAAAAAUAACAACAACAACAAAUAUAAUACAUUAUCAUCUUCAUUGAUUCGUCCAAAUGAAUCCAUAUCAUCAAAUUCGAAUAUAAAAUCUUCAUCAGAAUAUUCUAAUGAGAUAAAUGUAGAAAAUUUCAAAGAACAAUUGCCAGCAUCAUCAAAUAAAUCUGAGCGGUUAUUAUCAAUACGAAAACUAUUUGAUGAUGAAGCUGGUACAAAAUUUCUUCUAUUUCGACAAUUAUUAACUCGUUUCAAUGAUUUAUCACGAUUACUUAAAAAACAUAAUUUAUCAUCUUAUUAUCAAAUGGUUGAAUUAACAACUUCAAAAAUAAAAUAUAUACGAUCACAUAUCGAUUUAUCAAAUGGUCUAUCAAUACUUAAGGCAAGAAACGAUAUUUUAUUAAUCAGAGCGGAAUAUAGAGAAAAAUUUAAUCAUAAGUAUUUACAACGUAACAAAUAUAAAGUUGGUCAAGAUGUUAAACAAUUUUAUAUAUGUCUAAUGAAAACAAUUCACAAUGUAUCGCGAAGACUUCAUCGUCUUCGAAUGCAUGUAGAGAAUAAAAAAAAAAACUUUAAUCCACAUUCAUCAAUUUCAGUUAUGAAUCAUGUAGCGUGGAUUUCAAUUUAUAAUCCAACAUCCACAGUAUGUUAUUUAAAACGAAAUAUUAUUGUCGGUGUUGCUGUUAGUCCUCACAUUACUAGUGCAGUUACAACUACAGCUCAAGCAAAAGCGAAAACUAAUCCACAUAAAUUAGUUGAUACUAAUCCUACUUCUUCUACAACAUCAUCAACAGAUGAUCAACCACAGAAAGUGGUUGGUCAUGCUUUUGAUAUUUCCAUUAUUAGUGAAGCUCAAAAAGGUGAUAAAUUAUAUCAAGAAAAAGUUCUGGAACUUAAAAGUGGUCAAAGCAAUUGUUCUUAUAUACUUAAUCAUGGAAUUUUAUACAAAUUAUUUAAACAUAAUACAUUUAUACAAAAAUUGAUUUAUGUACCUUCAACAAUUUUGUCAGAAUUAUUAAAGGUUUAUCAUGUUGCACCAUGGGCUGGUCAUUUUGAUUUUCGUAGCACUUAUUUUAAAUUAAAACAUAAAUACUGGUGGCCAGAUAUGAAAACAACUAUUAAGAAUUAUAUUCAAUCUUGUUCAAAAUGUCAGGAUUUUAAUGCUAGUCGUCAUCAAACUGAUUUAUCAUCAGAAAAGCCUAAGGCUAUUUAUACAUUUGACAAGUCAAAUGAUUAUUUUCCACAUUUUACAAGAACCUUAUCUAAUUAUUAUCAAAAUUCACAAACUAAUAUGGAUCAAAGGCAAACUUAUAAUCGAAUAUUUGAUCGCAAUCGUGUUAAUAUGUAUUGCAAUGUUGGUACUCAAGAAUUAAAACGACUUUCCCAUUCUUCUUCAAAACCAUCUCCAAUUUAUUCGCGUCCUAUGAUAAUUAUUAAACAACAACAUCCAACACAAUAG